This is a messenger RNA of Sinocyclocheilus rhinocerous, 6069 nucleotides long. RefSeq names its product multidrug resistance-associated protein 1-like. The transcript has 30 exons. NCBI's taxonomy places the organism in Eukaryota, Metazoa, Chordata, Actinopteri, Cypriniformes, Cyprinidae. Gene Ontology annotation, cellular component: basolateral plasma membrane. Gene Ontology annotation, biological process: glutathione transmembrane transport; xenobiotic transport. The record is from RefSeq and is a predicted model, not a curated record. Gene Ontology annotation, molecular function: ATP binding; ATP hydrolysis activity; glutathione transmembrane transporter activity. Bases 22 to 4548 code for a protein of 1508 amino acids.
AACAGAUCCUUCCUGCGGCGAAUGGGUAUUGACAGUUUCUGUAGUUUGGACGGUUCUGAUCCAUUUUGGGAUUGGAACCGGACAUGGCAAACACACAAUCCAGACCUGACACCAUGUUUCCAGAACACAGUGCUGGUUUGGAUUCCCUGCCUCUACCUCUGGCUGUUUGCACCGUUCUACAUCCUAUACCUCAAAAGAAAUGACCGUGGAUACAUAUGCAUGACCCACCUCAACAGAGCCAAAACAGUUAUUGGGUUUACCCUAUGGCUUAUCUGCUGGGCAGAUGUUUUCUACUCUUUCUGGGAAAGAAGCCAUGGUGCUGCAAUAGCCCCAGUCUACCUAGUCAGCCCCACAAUGCUUGGCGUUACAAUGUUGCUGGCUACGUUCUUGAUCCAGUAUGAGCGGAUGAAGGGGGUCCAGUCCUCAGGGGUGAUGCUCAAUUUUUGGCUGAUCGCCAUAGUGUGCGCUACAGUCACCUUUCGCUCCAAAAUCCUGCAUGCACUGAAUGAGCCUGCCAGUGUGAAUGUGUUCAAAUAUACCACCUUCUACAUAUAUUACACCAUGCUGCUCAUCUCCCUGAUCCUGGCCUGCUUGUCCGACCAGCCUCCACUCUUUUCACAGGCUGUCAAAGACUCGAAUCCAUGUCCAGAGUCGGGAGCUUCAUUCCUGUCCAGAAUCACUUUCUGGUGGAUCACAGGAUUGAUGGUGACUGGUUAUAAAAGGCCUCUGGAAGAGAAGGAUCUGUGGUCGCUCAACACGGAGGAUAAGUCUCAAAGAGUGGUGCCACAGCUGGUGCGCCGCUGGGACCAGGAAUGCAAUAAGGUCAAAAGGCCCGUAGAUAAGACACUCUACUCCCCAAAAAGAGCAGCAAGGGGAGAAAAGAAGGAUGGACAACCAAUAGAAGAGUCUGAGAUUUUGCUUGCAAAAACCCUUCAGAAAACUGGCGAGCCGUCCCUUUUCUGCGCGCUCUGCCGAACCUUUGGACCAUACUUUCUCGUCAGCUCUCUGUAUAAGAUUAUUCAUGACAUCCUGAUGUUUGUUGGGCCAGAGAUUCUCAGGCUACUGAUCCAGUUUGUGAAUGAUUCAAGUGCCCCCACUUGGCAUGGCUACUUCUACACCACCCUGCUGUUCGUUUGUACCUGCGUGCAAACCCUCAUUCUGCAGAAAUAUUUCCAUGUUUGCUUUGUGACAGGCAUGAGGUUACGUACGGCCAUUGUUGGUGCCGUGUACAGGAAAGCCUUGGUCAUUACCAAUGCUGCUCGACGAACAUCCACUGUCGGAGAGAUUGUGAAUCUGAUGUCUGUAGAUGCUCAGCGUUUUAUGGACCUCAUAACCUAUAUCAACAUGAUUUGGUCAGCACCUUUGCAGGUUAUCCUGGCCCUUUACUUCCUGUGGCAGAAUCUGGGUCCUUCUGUGCUUGCUGGAGUUGCUGUGAUGGUGCUAAUGGUUCCUGUAAAUGCAGUCAUUGCCAUGAAAACUAAAACCUACCAGGUUGCCCAAAUGAAAAGCAAGGACAAUAGGAUCAAGCUUAUGAAUGAGGUGCUGAAUGGCAUUAAAGUCCUCAAACUCUACGCAUGGGAACUGGCAUUCAAAGACAAAGUUUCUGCCAUCCGAGAGAGUGAAUUGCGUGUGCUGAAGAAGACUGCUUACCUUGGUGCUGUGUCCACCUUUACUUGGGUCUGCGCACCAUUUUUGGUUGCCCUUUCCACAUUCGCAGUAUAUGUGUUAAUGGAUGAACAUAAUAUUUUGGAUGCACAGAAGGCAUUCGUUUCUCUGGCCUUGUUCAACAUCCUGCGCUUCCCUCUUAAUAUGUUGCCCAUGGUCAUCAGCAGCAUGGUGCAGGCCAGUGUGUCUAUGAAGCGUCUGCGUGUGUUUCUGUCCCAUGAGGAGUUGGAUGAAGACAAUGUGGAGCGGCCAGCCAUCACUGCAUCUCCUGACAGCAUCAGGAUUGUGGACGGAGCUUUUAGCUGGUCUAAAGAUGACUCCCCUACUUUGAAGAGGAUUCAUGUGCGUAUCCCUGAGGGGGCGCUUGUUGCUGUGGUAGGGCACGUGGGUUCAGGGAAAUCCUCUCUGCUUUCAGCUUUGCUGGGAGAAAUGCAGAAGCAAGAAGGAUCUGUCUCGAUUAAGGGCUCUGUGGCUUACGUGCCACAGCAGGCCUGGAUCCAAAACGCCACUCUCAAAGACAACAUUUUGUUUGGACGGGACGCAAAAGACAGCUGGUACCAGAAGGUGGUGGAGGCUUGUGCUCUCCUACCAGACCUGGAGAUCCUACCUGGAGGAGACUUGACAGAGAUUGGGGAGAAGGGCGUGAAUCUGUCUGGAGGUCAGAAACAGCGGGUGAGUGUGGCCAGGGCUAUCUACUGCAACUGUGCAGUGUAUCUGCUGGAUGACCCACUCUCCGCUGUGGAUGCUCAUGUGGGAAAACACAUCUUUGAGAAGGUCAUCGGGCCUCAGGGGUUGCUACAGGGCAGAACUCGGGUUCUGGUGACCCACGGGCUGAGCUUCCUGCCCCAGGCUGACCUGAUCUUGGUGAUGGUGGAUGGGGAAAUCACAGAGAUGGGCUCUUACACUGAGCUGCUGGGCAGACAGGGUGCUUUCGCUGAGUUCCUGCGUACCUACACCAACACAGAGCAGGAGGAGGUGGAGGAGUCAGUGGGAGAAGCAGUCCCAUGGAAAGGACUUGAGAAUGGGGGCCCUGCUGCUGUGUUGGGGCAGAGUCAGAUCUCUCUUAAUGCAGCAGGCACAGGUAAAACCCCACAGAAAACUGAACCCAAUGAUGUUGCGGCCGCAAAGAAGGCCAAAUCCACAGAAGCUGCCCGACUGACUGAGGCUGACAAGGCCAACACUGGCAGGGUGAAGCUGUCUGUGUUUUGGGAGUACAUGAAGGCUAUCGGCUUGCCCUUGUCCAUCUUCAGUAUCUUUCUGUUCUUCUGUCAUCAUCUGUCCUCUCUGGGCUCAAACUACUGGCUCAGUCUCUGGACAGAUGACCCUGUUAUCAACAACACACAGCCCAACAGAGAGAUGCGUUUAGGGGUGUAUGGAGCCCUCGGACUCACACAAGGCAUUGCAGUGUUCUGCUAUUCUGUGGCAGUGUCUGUUGGUGGGAUCUUAGCCUCCCGCUACCUGCACCAGACGAUGCUCUACAACGUCCUGAGAUCGCCCAUGUCUUUCUUCGAACGCACACCCAGUGGCAACCUGGUCAACCGCUUUGCCAAAGAGACAGACACCAUUGACUCGGUCAUCCCUAGCAUCAUAAAAAUGUUCAUGGGCUCCAUGUUUAAUGUGCUGGGUUCAUGUGCUGUCAUCCUCAUCGCCACACCGCUGGUGGCCAUCAUCAUCCCUCCGCUGGGCCUGCUUUACUUCUUUGUACAGCGUUUCUACGUGGCGUCCUCUCGGCAACUGAAACGACUGGAGUCUGUGAGCCGCUCUCCUGUCUACACACACUUUAACGAGACGCUGCUGGGCACCAGUGUGAUCAGAGCAUUUGGAGAGCAGCAACGCUUCAUCAGAGAGAGUGACGGAAGAGUGGACCACAACCAAAAAGCUUAUUUCCCCAGCAUUGUAGCCAACCGAUGGCUGGCAGUGAGGUUAGAGUUUGUGGGCAACUGUAUUGUGGCAUUUGCAGCGCUUUUUGCAGUGAUGGCCAGGGACAGUCUGAGUCCAGGUAUCAUGGGGCUGUCCAUCUCUUAUGCGCUGCAGGUCACAACAUAUUUGAACUGGCUGGUGCGGAUGUCCUCUGAGCUGGAGACUAACAUAGUGGCAGUGGAGAAGGUGAAGGAAUAUGGAGACACAGAGAAAGAGGCUGAAUGGAGGUUGGAGCACUCAACUCUGCCUGCUGGUUGGCCGACCACUGGUCAUAUUGAAAUCCGCAACUUUGGCUUGAGAUACAGAGAGGACUUAGAGCUGGCUAUUUCUGAUAUCUCGGUCAACAUUGAGGGAGGAGAAAAGGUGGGAAUUGUGGGUAGGACAGGAGCAGGAAAGUCCUCAUUGACAUUAGGGCUCUUCCGCAUCAUCGAGGCAGCUCAGGGGGAGAUUUGUGUAGAUGGAGUCAACAUCGCUGAGCUGGGCCUGCAUGAGCUACGGUCCAGAAUCACAAUCAUUCCUCAGGUACCGCACUUAAAUACACCUAAACAGUGUUGGGGAAAGUUACUUUUAAAAGUAAUGCAUUACAAUAUUUCGUUACUCCGUAAAAAAGUAACUAAUUACAUUACUAAGUUACUUUUUAUGGGAAGUAAUGUGUUAUGUUACUUUUGCAAUGGGAUUAAAUACCUGGCCCGAGCUCUCCUGAGGAAGACCAAGAUUCUGGUUUUGGAUGAAGCCACUGCAGCUGUAGACCUGGAGACGGACAAUUUAAUACAGUCCACUAUCAGAACUCAGUUUGAGGACUGCACCGUUCUGACCAUCGCCCACCGUCUCAACACCAUCAUGGACUACACUAGGGUGCUGGUUCUCGAUAAAGGCCAGAUGGCAGAAUUUGAUUCUCCGUCCAAUUUAACUGCCAAGAAGGGAAUUUUCUACAAGAUGGCCAAAGACUCAGGUUUGGUCUGAAAAGUAGAGCGGCUGAAGAGCCCUCUGUUCAUCCAGGACAUAUCACUGACUAGAGCCCUUGGAGAGUGGACCUUGCGAGACAUGGACUCUGAAGGUACUUCUUCUGUGGGCCUGGAGCUCACACACACGGUGUGAACAUGACACCACUCCAUCCUCAGCUACUGUAGCCCUCCGUUUUCAAUCACAUUUUAAAGGUUUCACUGCAAAUGCUGCUUUAAAGGUUGUUUGAUGCCAACAUUUGGGAGGUUUGAAACUAGUUUGAUUUAUUCAUGGCAGUUUUUGUUGACAGUUUUCAUUUGGAAGACUUCUCAGUUUACCACUAAGCCACACUUUGCUGCUAGUGGUUGGUUGAUUGUUAGUAAUGAAAACAAUUAUAUUUGCAACAUUUGUUUCACUAGAAAGAGUAAAGAACAAAGUUUCUCUGUGCAGUGUACCAUUGAUGCAGUGAUCAAUUGUUGAUUGACCAAACAGCUGCUGGGAAAUCCCUCCAUGAGCAGGAGGUACUUCAUCCCAAGCCAAAGUUAAUAUUUGAAGCUAUUCUCAUUAUCAAAGAAGCGACAAAUUUGAAAACUCUAGUUUCAUCUCCAGAUAGCCAUUGUUUGCUCUCAUUUAAUCUUUAUUUAUAGUUUGAGAAAAUCUGUUACAAUAUUUAUUUUCUUUAUAUCAAAUUAUUUUAUCAUAUAACAUAUUUAUUACUGGGUAUCUCCCACUAAUGGCGACUUAAGCCUCAUCUUACCAAUAUCAUGCAGAAGAGUCUACACUGACCUUCUGUUUUCAUUGGUAAUAUAUUUAGUUGGUGUGUUUGAUUAAUGAUCUUUGUUUACUAUUAUUUCUCAGUGAUAAUUUCACCAAAAAAUUAUGAAUGCACUUAUUGUUCUUUAUAAAAACCUCAAACUAGGGUUUAUUUUUCAGGUUUGUUGGGAGUGAUGUUUUAAAAACAAGUAGGAAUAAUCCUUUGCCACUUUAAGGUCAGAUACCUAAAUCGUAGUAGUUCUUUAAGGGCAGGUUGUCUUGGAGAUGGCCGUACCUACUGAGCUGUGUGCUUCACUCUGUGCUGUAUACCAUAUAUCUGUUGAAUGUACGCUUGAGUGCGCCACGUUGUUUCAUUCAUCAGUACCUCCACUCUAGAUCAUUUAAGCCUUCUGAGUUUUUUAAAGGCCAAUCAGUUUUUUUUAAGGAACUGACAAAGACACACUUUGAAUGAUAAAAAAUAUAUAUCUGAUUUGUUACAUAUUUAUAUGAUUUGUAUGUAAACAAAGUUAUUAUUUGAUAUUUGUAUACAUGCACUAGUUUUAAGUGUGCUUAGUUUCAUAAAUCAGGCUUAUAUGUACAGGGGAAAUAUGAAUAAAUUUUUGUAAAGAGCCUUUUGUUAGUGUUUUAACAGUGUUGUACUUCUGAAAUCAGUCUUUCAAAAUAUUUUGUCACAGUGAGAAGGAAAACGAUUUCUGAUCACUACUACCAACAUUUAUUUUACUGAAGCUGUCCAGAAAAUAAAAAGAGCAUUUUCAAGUUUGACAGUCA